GGCGGAGAAGGCGGUCAACGACCGCCUCGCGCAGACACCUGAGCUUUACUUGCUCGCUCUGGCGCAGUUUGCUGUGUCUGCGGACACAGAUAUGAUGCGGUCCUUCUCGCUUGUACUACUACGGCGGUUGCUCUUCCGUUCAACUACAAAUCAGACACUCCCCUUGUACGACCACCUUUCUGCGCAGACGCUUGCUACGGUCGAACGUUUGCUACUGCACAUCCUACUGCACGAGCCAACCAUUGCUGUACGCCGCAAAGCUACAGACACAAUCUCGGAAGUAGCUAACCACUCCAUGUCUCGUGGAAGACCAUGGCACUCCCUGCAACAACAAGCAUUCCAAAUGACCGAGAGCGAAGACCCCGUCACGCGCGAGAACGCGUACCGUGUCUUCGCAGGCUCGCCCAACCUCAUCAUGGAUCUGCGGACGGAUUCCGUUAUUGGCAUGCUGCAGAAGGGCUUGCAAGACCCGCAGAGUGUUGAUGUUCGCCAUGCUGCCCUCAGAGCUUCUGUGGCUUAUCUUUCUGCCUCCGACCUCCCUCAGCAAGCGCAAUCACUAUCGCUGCUGUACCCGAUGCUAAACACGCUGUCUUACUUGCCCCACGCCCAUCUUCCAGGCUUCCUUGGCACACUAACUCCACUCGCUUCGUCACACCCAGCCCUCUUCGAGGCGCACCUAUCAGCUCUACUGAAGUUCCUGCCAGCGCUAAUUCUACCCUCGGUGGACUCGGGUCCUACGCCCACCGUCGCCCGGCCGAAUCCAGACUCGCAGACAUUCACAUUUCCCCCGUCUGACGUCAAAGGCAAGAGUCUGGCAACCAACGACGAGGACGAGGAGACGACAGAGGUACGCAAGGCGGCCCUCGAGUUCAUGGUCAGCCUGACCGAGGCGCGCCCGAGUAUGGUCAGGCGGGUGGAUGGCUGGACGGCCGCGGUUGUCCGAGGGUGUCUCGAGGGCAUGGGAGAGAUCCCUGAGGACGACAUGGAGAUUUGGCUGGAAGCGGAGCCAGCUGACGACCCCACAGACGACACCUACCCACAUGUUUACGAGCAGGCUCUGGACCGUGUAGCGAUUGCGCUCAGUGGUAAAGCUGUGCUUCCGCCUGCGUUCCAGUACAUUCCCGGCAUGCUCGUCAGCCAUGACUGGCGACUACGACAUGCGGGUCUCAUGGCUAUUGCCGCGAUAGCGGAAGGCACGUCCAAGCUUAUGCAGAAAGAACUCGGAAAGGUCAUCGAGCUUGUGAUCCCGACCUUCCGUGACUCUCAUCCACGAGUAAGAUAUGCAGCAUGUCAAUGCGUCGGCCAGCUGUGCACAGACUUGGAGGAGAUCAUUCAAGCCCGUUAUCAUCAGCAGCUAUUCAACGUCUUAAUUCCCACACUGGAAGCACCAGAACCACGAGUUCAUGCCCAUGCGGCAGCUGCCCUCAUUAACUUUUGUGAAGGCGUCGAACGAGAUACGCUCAUUCCUUACCUUGACCCGAUCGUUGAACGCCUCUUGAAGCUGCUCCGACCCGGUGCCGGGAAGCCACCGAAACGUUAUGUCCAGGAGCAGGCCAUCACGACCCUGGCCAUGGUCGCCGACGCGAGCGAGGCUACAUUUGCCAAACAUUAUCAUGAGAUCAUGCCCCUGUUAUUGAGCGUGUUAGAGGCUGCGGAUGGCCCGGAUUACGCGAAGCUGCGCUUGAAAGCGAUGGAAUGCGCCGGUCUCAUCGCCAUUGCCGUCGGCCGUGAUGUCUUCCGCCCGGAUGCGAAUACCUUCAUUGAAAGACUUAUCCGCAUCCAGAAUACGCCUGCUGAUAACAGCGACUCACUGCUCGGCCACUAUCUUAUCGCGACCUGGGCGAAGGUGUGCCAGGCAAUGGGCCCGGAGUUCGAGCCGUAUCUGCCGGUGGUGAUGCCCCCGCUGCUGCAAGCUGCUAGCGCCAAGACCGACAUGAACGUCUUCGAUGAUGAUGUUGUCGAGGAGCGCGACGGUUGGGAGACCAUUUCUGUCGAUGGAAAGCAGAUUGGUAUUAAGACAUCUGCUCUUGAGGAGAAGUGCCAGGCGUUCGAAACCUUGGUUAUCUACUGCUCAACGCUCGGCCCGCGCUUUGCGCCGUACCUCUCACAGACGUUAGAGCUCGCCCUGCCAGGGCUGAAGUACAUGCUUCACGACGGCGUGAAGGAGGCCGCAUCCCUGCUCAUACCGAUGCUGUUGUCCUGCGGAAAGAACAGCGGUACACUGACGCCGCACAUGGUUAACGCAUCGUUCACGCAGGUGAUCACUUGCACUGGCGGCGAAGAAGAGGUAUCGCUACUCUCGUCGCUCUUCCGCUGUUUCAAUGAGUGCAUGCGCGUCGUCGGCGGGCCGCAGGCGCUCCCACAGGAGGUGCACGACGGCAUCAUCCAAGUGACAAAACACCAGCUCCAGAGCAUCGCUAAUCACCGUAAGGCGCGCGCAGGCCGCCCCGCCGCAGACCUCGCGGACGAAAAGGAGGACCUCAUGCUCGCAGAAGAGAUGGAGGACUUCGUGCUUGAGGACAUGUCCAAGAUGCUCCGGACGCUCGACCCGAACCAUAAUUUGCUCAUCGCCGUCGGGAGCGUCCGCGAGCUCGGCCUGCAUCUCGACCAGUGGGAGAGCGGAGAUGAGGGCGGCGGCGACAUGUAAACGGUCCCGCGUUGUAAACAUCUAUUGUAUCAUCAUUCGUACGCCGUAACGCCUAGUCUCGGUUCAACCCGCUAUUAUUUAGAGACUUGUAAUAAGGGCCUUCGGAGUUCAAAAGAGGGCUAUAGAGAAAGCUCAGGAAUUUUAAAGUCUGC
Messenger RNA from Phanerochaete carnosa HHB-10118-sp, 2799 nucleotides. RefSeq lists its product as uncharacterized. The record is from RefSeq and is a predicted model, not a curated record. Lineage: Eukaryota; Fungi; Basidiomycota; Agaricomycetes; Polyporales; Phanerochaetaceae. Bases 296 to 2647 code for a protein of 783 amino acids. The transcript is spliced from 11 exons. Gene Ontology annotation, biological process: protein import into nucleus. Gene Ontology annotation, cellular component: nucleus; cytoplasm. Gene Ontology annotation, molecular function: nuclear import signal receptor activity.